Messenger RNA from Nakaseomyces glabratus, 2619 nucleotides. It is a transcript of the gene NAN1, whose product is annotated as Nan1p. Gene Ontology annotation, biological process: positive regulation of rRNA processing; positive regulation of transcription by RNA polymerase I. Gene Ontology annotation, cellular component: nucleolus. Gene Ontology annotation, molecular function: RNA binding; protein binding. The record is from RefSeq and is a predicted model, not a curated record. Lineage: Eukaryota; Fungi; Ascomycota; Saccharomycetes; Saccharomycetales; Saccharomycetaceae.
AUGGAUAUCGACAAGUUUCAUUUGUCGUUAGUCUCAGGUGGUAAACCAUCUCUGGCAAGGAACGUUGACACACCAGACUCCAAGAAGAAUUCCACUCUCCUGUCUGAUGACCUUACCCAUUAUGUGAUCCCAUUCAAUAAUCAGAUUAAGAUAUACUCCACAGAAACUAAACAUUGUGUGAAGACAAUCAAGUUUCCUAACCACGAAGUCUUGAACACUGUCUUCAUGAAUGAUGAUGUCAAAAUUGUGCACUUUGCCUUCGGAGACAUGACAAAGACUAAUGAUACUAUCGAUAACGAAUUACUCUCUAUUGUUACGAACACUGGCUCUCUAUUAGUUCUCAACUUGAAAGGUAAACUAGUGGAAGACCCAAAGCAUCUUAACAUAAGUGCAAAGUUAAACGAUCCGAAGGAAAGUAUUUCAAAGAUACUAUUUGGUGAAGCAACACAACAGAUAAAAUUGAUCACAUCUAAGGUUAACAGCGACAACACACUUGCUUAUUACUUAUACGAUUGUUCGUUUGAGGACAAUAUAUCAUUGACAUGCACACAUGAGUUACAAAAUGUGCAAAAUAUAUCUUGGUCCAACAACAAUCUGUAUUUAUCCUAUUUGGUCGAACAACCAAAGUCAGAAGGAUCUAGCAAAACUGAGAAGAUAUUCAAGUGUAUUUCUAUUUUCGAUGAUAGUUUAAACCAAGAGUUUGAUCUUUCAAUUAUUUUACCAUCAACUACUGUAUCGCAGUCCAGUAACUCUAAAACUGUAUCGACCAUUGCUAUUGAUAACAAUGGUAUACAGUUAGCUGUGGGUUUCUUUUCUGGUGUCAUUACUAUAGUCGAUUUAGCAGAUCUACAAACCAGACUACUCAAAUGGCACAUAGAUUCUGUCUUGUCCCUAACGUUUACUGAUGAUGGAUCUUACUUACUUUCAGGUGGUUGGGAAAAAGUGCUCAGCUUUUGGCAGUUAGCCACCAAUAUGCAACAGUUCUUGCCCAGAUUGAACGGUGUUAUUGUUGAUAUUGAUACCAUCGGAAAUGGUAAGUUCUACUCCUUGACUCUACAAUUGACGGAAAAUGUUACAUCUGCAGACUAUCAAAUACUGCUACUAAAUGCUGCAGACCUGACCUCUGUCCUUUCAAUAACAGGCCCUUUGGCAGUUUUCUCAAGUGAAACCAAAAAUAGUAAACAACCAUUAUCCUCGAUGAAUACAAAAACAUCAGAGUCUGUUUCAUCAUCAGUUGUGUCAAAGAAGAAACUAAAGAAGAAACUACUGAAAAACAAAAGGCAAGACUUCACUGUUCCUGCUUGUAUCAAUCCUGUAUCUAAGCAAAUCUAUUUUCCACACAUGUCAGCAAUUCAGGUUUACGACUUUUAUAAGAAUGAACCUAUUGCAUAUCAAUACGUGACUUCAGCUGUUGCUGGUGCGAUGGGUAAGGUUAGAACCGAACUAAACAUCCAAGAGCCUCUUAUCACUGAGGUCCAAUUUACCAAAGAUGGUAAAUGGAUGAUCACACAAGAGACAGAAUUUCCUCCUGAGGAUCUUCCAUCAUCUAAAGAUCUAAAUUACAUACUUAAAUUUUGGAAUAAAGAAUCUGGUGAAGGAGACUGGCAACUGAAAACUAAGGUUUUAAAUCCCCAUGGUCUAGCUGUUCCUAUUACCAAGAUUUUGGUUGCGCCAUCAUGUAUUAACAAUUCCGAAGGUUGCUUGACUGCCGACAAUAAUGGCGGAUUAAAGUACUGGUCAUUUGAAAAGCAUGAGAAAAACUGGUGUUUAACAAAAGUGUCCCUACCAAAUUUCAAUCAUUUUAGUAAUUCUGUAUCUUUGGCAUGGUCCUCAGAUGGUAGUUUAAUAUUCCAUGGAUUUGAUGAUAAGCUUCAAGUGAUAGAAUUUGAUACAUUAAGGAAAUUCGAAUCAUCAUUCAGCGAAUUGACAUUUGAUUUUGAAAUACAAGCUUUACUAUUAUCAAAUGACAAGACUUUAGUUGUUGCUACCAAAACUACAUUAUAUGCAUUUGAUAUUCUAGCAGGUGCUAUAACUCACUCAUACGAUCUUUUCCCAUACAUCGAUGGCGUGUACAAGAACACUAACAUUUCAAGACUGCUUGCUUGUAAUAGCAAGAGUGGUCAAAUUGCUUUAGUUGUUAACCAACAAGUCGAAGAUGAAUCCAAUAACAAAACACUUAACUAUAAAUCAAGUAUAAUAAUAUUUUCCGCUGACCUUUCGGAAAGAGUCGGCUCCUAUAGCCAUGAUGAGUACAUUUCUUGUAUUGAGUGGAAUUAUGAAAGUGAUUUUAUCUUCAUGGAUAUACAAUCAAGAUUAGGUGUUGUUGGUGCUACAGUUAGUACAGAAAUGUCUGAUGAGGUCAAUAAUGAAGGUGUCUUCGACGGCCUAUAUCACGAAAGUGGUAAUAGUUUCCAUGAAGAACUUAAAAAAUUAUCUUCUCAAAAAGUGGAAGCUGAAAAUGUUGAUACUGAAGAUAAGAACGAUGUAGACUUAGAAUUCAUUAAUGGUAAUUUCGCUAACAAGGCUAUCAAUAUGAACAGUUUCACAAGCAUGAUGGACAAUAUACAGAAUAUUCAAAUGGAAAGUUUGUUUGAUCGUGUCAUGAAGGUCCUGAAAUAA